AUGGUUGGCUUCAGCACAGCGCGGGCCCGGUCGUACGCCUUCCGGCUCCCGCUGUUCACGAGACUUGCGGCGGUGAUCAUUGUCGCCGCCUGGGUCGUGGGCGUGCAGAGUGUUUGGGACCUCAGGGCGUGGGGUGCGCUCGUGCCGGAUAAGCUCAACCUUGGGACGAUGUAUCGCACGAACACAUACCCAUUCAUACACGUGAACUUCUUUCAUGCCCUCAUGAACGUCAUCGCAAUAGUGCCGCUACUGGAGAGGUUCGAGGCAGAAUAUGGGACGCUGACGUCGCUGGCGCUUUUCUUUGGCCCGUUCUCAACCAUACCAGCAAUCGCAUAUGUUCUGAUUGAGAGGGGGAUACUACGGGCUAAUAACACAGUAAUGGGAGCAAGCAUAUGGGUGUUUCUUCUCCUCGGAAUGGAGGCCAUUAGGACGUACAAGACGAACCCUCACCUGGUCAUCGCAACCCAUCAUGUGCCCACCUGGACUACGCCGCUGGCGUUGUGCCUAGUCGUCUCGGCGCUGGUCCCAAAUACGACCCUGCUGGGACACUUGUGCGGGCUGGCCGUUGGUUACCUGAGUGGCUUGGGGUACAUCAAAUUCUUGUCGCCGCCGGAGAAGAUCCUGCGGUGGAUCGAGACUAAGCUCAACCUCCUGGGCCGUCUCCCCCACUACGUCAGCAUAGAUCAGAAGACAUACGGGAGCCUACGGCGGGAUCCCCGGAUCCUCAAGCUCCCACCUUACCUCUCGGUGCUGUGCAUAGUCGUCGGCAUCGUGUCUCUCCUGCUUCUCCCUCUCGAUAACUUCACAAGGAGGACUUAUAUAUCUGAAAACGCGCUCCUCCCGGGCCAGGUGCAUACCUACUUUGCCGGUAGCGAUCAGAAUGUCUUUCGGGCUUACAAACACGAGGUCAACAGCUUGGUUGACAAGAACAAUGUCGAGAUCAACGACAAGCUGGAGAGCAUCCUCAAGGGAGUAGGCCUCAAGGUUGGCCGGCAGAACUUCACUUACUCGUCGUCCGGCAUCCAGCACAGCGGCGAGAACAUCUACGCGAUCCUCCAGGCGCCUCGCGGUGAUGCAACCGAGGCAAUCGUGCUCGUGGCGGCUUGGCGCAACCCCAAGGGCGAGUUGAACCGAAAUGGAGUGGCCCUGGCCUUGACGCUUGCGCGCUACUUUCGGCGCUGGUCCCUCUGGUCCAAGGACAUCAUCUUCCUGCUGCCGCCGGACUCGCUGGCCGGACCCCAGGCCUGGGUCGACGCCUACCACGACGCGCACGACCCCCGCAAGGUCGCGGCGCUCUCGCUCAAGUCGGGCGCGCUACAGGGCGCACUGGCGCUGGACUACGCCCGCGAGGACCGAUACGAGAGUGUGCACCUGGUCUACGACGGCGUCAACGGCCAGCUGCCGAACCUGGACCUGUUCAACAGCCUCGUGCACGUCGCGGGCGGCCAGAUGGGCAUGGGCGUCUCCAUCCAAGAUAUGUGGGACCAUCGCAACGACUACCGUGAUCGGCUGCGGACCAUGCUGCGUGGGAUGAUGCGGCAGGGCCUCGGGGCCGCCACGGGCGCCCACUCGUGCUUCAUGCCGUACCACGUGGAUGCCGUCACGCUGGUGCCGUACGGCGACGGGUGGCAGGACGAGAUGGCUCUGGGCCGCGUCGUCGAGGGUACCUUUCGCAGCCUCAACAACCUGCUCGAGCACCUGCACCAAAGCUUCUUUUUCUACCUGCUAAUGCACAAGGAGCAUUUUGUCAGCAUAGGUACAUACCUGCCCAGCGCCAUGCUUCUAGGUGCCAACUUCACCAUCAUGUCCAUUCUCAUGUGGUUCAAGAGUGGGCAACACGAAGAGGAGUCUGAGGGUCAAGUGACCGCUGAUAGGACUGGAGCCUCGGUGUCAUCGGAACCGCUUCCUGUUGUUGAGCGCGAGCUUUUGGUUCCGCUGUCGGUGAUAGGCACAUGCUUGUUCCUCGGUGCUGUGCCUCUAUACAUUUUCAACCAUCUCUCUGCAGGUCUUUUAUAUCCAUCCUUCAUCGCCUUCUCAGCAAUCAACAUCUUCCUACCGCCCAUCGCCUCACAAGUCCUAGAGACGUUGUACCGUCCCACGGCCCAACAGUAUCAGCUCAUCAAGUGCUUCUACCUUCUGGUACUGGGCAUGUUCAUCUCGUCGCUCGCCAUCCUCAACUUCUCCCUCGCCUUUUGGAUCGGUCUCGUCGCCACGCCUCUGACGUUCACCCGGCCAUUUCCGACGUCGCCCGCCCUCCGCUGGGCCUACCUCGCCCUGCUUAACAUCGCCUCGCCGCCCGCCAUCUUUGCCGCCGCCUGCGCCGCCUGGCGUCUGGACGUCGCCGAGGUCUUGCAGGCCGCCGCUUUCGGUUGGGAUGUCUGGGGCAUGUACACCGCCCUCGUGGUCUGGUGCGUCUGGUGGCCCGCGUGGCUUGCUGGUUCGCUGGUCGUACUUGGAAGGCCGGCUGCUAAGGUCAAGACUGCCUAA
Molecule: messenger RNA, 2487 nt
Organism: Pyricularia pennisetigena
Lineage: Eukaryota; Fungi; Ascomycota; Sordariomycetes; Magnaporthales; Pyriculariaceae
Exons: 8
Coding region: 1-2487 (828 amino acids)
Biological process (GO): attachment of GPI anchor to protein
Cellular component (GO): GPI-anchor transamidase complex; membrane
Molecular function (GO): serine-type endopeptidase activity
Source: RefSeq, a predicted model, not a curated record